Pistacia vera is the source of this 420-nucleotide messenger RNA. Its product is annotated as indole-3-acetic acid-induced protein ARG7-like. Gene Ontology annotation, biological process: response to auxin. The transcript has a single exon. Bases 1 to 420 code for a protein of 139 amino acids. The record is from RefSeq and is a predicted model, not a curated record. NCBI's taxonomy places the organism in Eukaryota, Viridiplantae, Streptophyta, Magnoliopsida, Sapindales, Anacardiaceae.
AUGCCGCAAAUAUGUUUUAUCAACAAACCGAAGAAAAUCUUACAGGUAUGGUUAUUUGGGGCUCAAAACCGAGGAAAAAAACAAAAAUAUAUACAACUUGGUGAGAAUUCAAGGGAAUCAUUGUUCAAAGGAGAAUCGUCCAAGGAUAAUAAGCGAGGCUCAAAGGCGCUGCAAGAUGUUCCAAAAGGGUACUUGGCAGUGUAUGUCGGUGCAGAGCUUCAAAGGUAUGUGAUUCCGAUGAGUUAUUUGUCGAUGCCGGAUUUUAAGGUUUUGAUGGACAGUGUUGCUGAGGAAUUUGGUUUUGAGCAAGAAGGUGGCCUUCAAAUUCCCUGUGAAGAGGAAGAUUUUCAGAAGAUACUACUUAGAUGUAUGGCAAUCCACCGAAGCAUGUCCAAGAUCAAGAACAAGAAGGAAAAUUGA